CACAGAGACGCAUAUUGGACACUGUACACCUCAUUCCUCUGAACGGGCCGCACGGAGGUGCAUGGCCCCAUCUCCUUGUAUUAUGAUGAAUCCUGUGCAGGGGUCGCCGUCCCAAGACGCCAAACAGCUUCAUCAAAAAGAUGAGACGGAUACGGAGGGCGAGGAAGUUCAGCCUAAAGACAUGACGACGGAGAAAGGAUACAAACUGCAGCGGAGCAGCCUUCCGUUCAGCGUUGAGUCGCUGAUUUCCAAGAAGACCACCUGUCGGACUUCUUAUUCUCCCUCAGAUUUAUCUCUGGUCCUGCCGAAGUCCGCGGCAGGGCAGGGCGCGCAGUUCUCUCCAAGGACUUUUUACGCGGAGAGGAAGACUUCGGCGGAGAGCUCGCAGGGUGUUUCCAGUAGUUCCAGCGAGGACAGUCCGCAGUUUUGUGAGAAAGAUCAGAGCACUUGGUUCCAGACGCCGUCAUUUUCUACUCCUCCUCGGAGCUCAAGUCCAAAUCAGUGUACUUUAAGGAAACACAAAAACAACAGGAAACCUCGCACGCCCUUCACUACCUCUCAGCUGCUGGCGCUGGAGCGCAAGUUUCGCCAGAAGCAAUACCUCUCCAUCGCCGAGAGAGCCGAGUUCUCCAACUCUCUCAACCUGACGGAGACUCAGGUCAAAAUUUGGUUCCAAAACAGGAGGGCCAAAGCUAAGAGACUGCAAGAGGCCGAGCUGGAAAAGUUUAAACUGGCCUCAAAGCCCGUCCUGCCCGCAUUCGCGCUGCCGUUCCCCCUCGGAGCGCACAUGGGGUCUCCUACAUGGGGCCCGUCAAACGCCUUCCCGAGGCCCAGUCUGCCGGUCCCCGGACUGUUUAGUGGACCUGUCACUUAUGGGAUGUACUAUUUGUCUUAGUAUUCCUGUGUGUGUGUGUGUGCGUGUGUGUGUGUGUGCGUGCUUUUAAGAGAAAUCAUGUCUUCAGAUCAUGGUUGCAAUACACUUAUGGGCAUAAUGCGUCUUUUACAUCUCGGAAAAGCAGUUUUGUAUUUUCACUCUGGAGUUUAGAGAAAUGUUCUAACCUCCAGAAUGGAAAAUGAUUUAAAAAUUGUGAGACAUUUUGAUAUGUAAUUGUGUGCGUAAAUGGACUGAGCGCGUUCACUCGCUCUCCUCAUUUUAAGACAGUGUCCAGUGCUGCGGAUUGUGGAUUCACAGGCCUAAAUUACUUGGGCAAAACUCCAAACGUAAAUGUCAGGGUUUUAAACGACAUGCCUUAAAUAUCUCAUUCCAGUCCAUCCACCGAGUCCCGCAGUAGUUUGUGAAACUGGACAUUUAAAGUGGGUCCAGACGUGGAUGCAAUAAUCUACUGAAGCGGAGGAAAAAACAGAAAAGUACUUAAACGCUGCAGUGCCUUAAGACCAGUGUAUCACUUGAAGUAUUUCUCCUCAUUCAGCAUUGACUGUUUUCUGUCUUCAUCGGGUAAAACUGCAGAUUUGCUGUUUGAAUGAUUGUAUUUCUUCACAGCAGUUCCUGUCACGAUUUCUACAUUUUUGUAAACAUGGAGCAAAAUUAUAUUUUAGAAAACACACGUAUUAGAUAUUUUUUUACUCUCACAACGUGGCCUUCAUGGGAGUGAUAGUUUCUUUUCUUUCUUUUUUUUUUUUUUUUUUUGGAGGAAUUUUGCUGUAAAUGUAAAUAAUAAUAAUAAAUGUGUAGUGUUCAUGAAGCCCUGCAGCCUGGCUUGAGGAGCAGCAGGAAAGUGGUAUUUAUUGAAUAUCUUUGUAUCUGUACUGUGUACAUACUGUACAUCACUCUAUCUAAAUCUUCAGU
This is a messenger RNA of Thunnus maccoyii (southern bluefin tuna), 1807 nucleotides long. RefSeq names its product homeobox protein MSH-C-like. Gene Ontology annotation, biological process: embryonic morphogenesis; regulation of transcription by RNA polymerase II. The record is from RefSeq and is a predicted model, not a curated record. The transcript is spliced from 2 exons. Bases 62 to 895 code for a protein of 277 amino acids. NCBI's taxonomy places the organism in Eukaryota, Metazoa, Chordata, Actinopteri, Scombriformes, Scombridae. Gene Ontology annotation, cellular component: nucleus. Gene Ontology annotation, molecular function: DNA-binding transcription factor activity, RNA polymerase II-specific; RNA polymerase II transcription regulatory region sequence-specific DNA binding.